GCACGUUGUCUUUAGAAAAUAUACUUUACAUAUAUCAUUUUAGUAUUUUACAGAAUUUAAUUAAAUAAAUAAAUAAAUAUAUCAUUUCAGUGACAUAUAAUAAAUUUAUAUAUGAUAUGAUUUGUUAUAAGUGUUUGCCCCCGGUAAAAUUUGAUCCCGGAUCCGUCACUGAACAUAUAUAAGCUUGUUUACAUCUAUAAAUUUAUUAUAUAUGUACUACCUCAUAUUUUUGUCAACAAGGACAAUCUAAGUUAAAUGUUUAUUUGCUAUCUUUUUACUAAUAAAUAUAUCAAAAUAUCAGUUAUCAUCAAUUAUUUUCUUCUAAUUAUUUAAAUUACCUUUAUGUAAAAUAAAUAUUAAUUUUGUGGCCACAACACUGUUUGAACUAAUUUUUUUUUGUUAUUAGUUAAGGAUAAAAAAGUAACAUUUUCAUUCUUUUAAAAAGCAAUGGAAAAAAUACCCAUGCAUAGCAUGGAUGGAAUAUACUAUAGUCUUCCUAUAUUACAGGAGAGUAUCACUGGGACUUACGCAACAACAGACUCGGAAUAUGAGGGGCAUAUUCUUUCAUAUUUAUCUCCCUCCCUAGAGUUAAAACUCUAGAUCUCUGUUUUAGUGUUCUCCAACAAACCCUAGAACGGUGAUGUCUUUGUUUUGUGGAGUUUCAGUGGCCACUCUUCCUUUCGGUGCGGCUAGAUCUCCGCCGGCGAGUCUCCAAACUGGUGCCCAUAGAGUGACUUUUGGUCGUAGCCAUCGGUUCAGCCGCCUGAUUUCAUUCUCGGCGUUAAGUGCUAUCACCCCCACCUCGAAUCUGCUUAGCCUCCUCGAAUCUGAGAUCGAAAGCUCUGUUGUUAACGAAGACGCUCCCGACAAUGAAGAGUUGCCGGAAUGGUUUACUUUCCAAAUUAUUGAUCUUCCAUCUGAACGAGUUGUGCGACUGAUUAGGAAGUUUGAUGAUGAAACCAUUAUUGUCUAUAUUGACCCUUCUGCGCAUCUGUUUGAUGAACAACCAAAGCUUCCUCAAGAUGAUGAAGAACUACUAGCUGGGAUUCCCAUGGUUGUCGAUGUGUCGAAAGAUGAUGAUGGUCUCUGUCUCGAGUUUGGAGUCAACGCUUUCGCCGCUGAGAUUGUCAUUGACAGUUUAGUUGUCCAACAACCCCAUGAACCUAAGUAUCCUUACCAAGGACCUGACUUUGAUGACUUGGAUGAGAAUUUGCAGAGGGCUUUCCACAAGUUUUUGGAGAUCAGAGGGAUCAAUCUCACCCUCACUAACUUUUUGGCAGAUUAUAUGGUCAACAAAGACAAGAGAUCGCAUCUUCAAUGGCUCAAGGAUGUCAAGUCUUUUGUUUUGACAUCUGAAAACUCUCAAUAAGAGUGAAACUUCUAGGUGAGUUUUAUGAACUUGUUAUCACCAUUAUCAAUAAUUGUAAGGAGUUGCUACAUUUGAUUUAAUUUGGUAGUUAUUAUUCAGAACU
This is a messenger RNA of Brassica napus (rape), 1472 nucleotides long. RefSeq lists its product as uncharacterized. The record is from RefSeq and is a predicted model, not a curated record. Lineage: Eukaryota; Viridiplantae; Streptophyta; Magnoliopsida; Brassicales; Brassicaceae. Gene Ontology annotation, cellular component: mitochondrial matrix. The coding region runs from base 641 to 1369 and encodes 242 amino acids. The transcript is spliced from 3 exons.